AUGCCGCCGCCGCCGCCGCCGCUGCUGCUGCUGCUACUCGGGACUGCCACGAGCAGGUGCCUCCAUGAUGAGACCCAGACAUCUGUGAGCCUGCUCAGGCCCCCUUCCUCCCAGCCUCCUCCAGACUUCCGCCCUUCCUCCCUCUCUCCUCCUGGCUCCCGUGAUCCUCAACCUCUCCGAAUCCAAACCUACUAUUUAGGGGCUCCUACAUCAGAUGGAGCUUGGGAUCCUGAAGGGGAUGGGGCCAGGCAGAGACUGCGAGCCCUGGACGCAGUGCAAGAGGCCAGUCAACGCAUCCAGGGUGUGCUUGCAGUCGCUCCAGUGCAAGGACCUCUGCUUCUGAGUCGAAACCCAGAACAGUACUGCCUUGCUGUCUGGGGAGACCCAGGUACCCCAAACUACCACAGGUGCAGCCUCUUGAACCCAGGGUACAAAGGAGAGACUUGCCUGGGGGCAAAGAUUCCUGAUGCUCACCUCCAUGGUUACGCCUUGUGGCCGGAGCAGGGUCCCCCACACGUGGUGCAGCCCGAUGGGCCUGGGGUCCAAAACACUGAUUUUCUCUUGUAUGUGCGGGUUGCCCACACUUCCAAGUGCCACCAAGAGCCCUCUAUCAUAGCCUAUGCUGCCUACUGCCAGCUGGACCCAGAAGACAGGCCCGUUGCUGGUACCAUUGUCUACUGUGCUCACCACCUCACCAGCCCAAGCCUCAGCCACAGUGACAUCGUCACGGCUACACUACAUGAACUGCUCCAUGCCUUGGGCUUCUCUGGAAAGCUCUUCAAGAAAUGGCGAGACUGUCCUUUGGGUCUCAAUGUUACAGAGAACUGUUCCACGAGGCAACAAGUGACAAGGCGGGAUGAGUGGGGACAGCUGCUUCUCACCACCCCAGCUGUGAGCCACAGUCUGGCCAAACACUUGGGAGUGCCAGGGAUUUCUCCAGGUGUUCCCUUGGAAGAAGAGGGCCCUUUGUCCUCACACUGGGAGGCCAGACUACUCCAGGGCUCUAUAAUGGCUGCCACCUUUGAUGGUGCCCAGCGCACUCGACUUGACCCCAUCACUCUCGCUGCCUUCAAAGACUCAGGCUGGUACCAGGUCAACCACAGUGCUGCAGAGGAGCUAUUGUGGGGCCGAGGAGCUGGCCUGGAAUUUGGCCUAGUGACCACCUGUGGGACUGGCUCCUCAGACUUCUUCUGCACUGGCAGUGGUCUGGGCUGCCACUACCUGCACCUGGACAAGGGACGUUGCUCCUCGGACCCCAUGCUGGAAGGCUGCCAGAUGUACAAGCCCUUAGCCAACGGCAGUGAAUGCUGGAAGGAGGAAAAUGGAUUCCCAACUGGGGUGGAGAAUCCUCAUGGGGAGAUCUACCAUUCUGAGAGCCGCUGCUUCCUUGCCAACCUCACUUCACAACUGCUCCCUGAGGGCAAACGCAGGCAGCCCUCCCAGAUCCCCUACCCCAGGGAAGUGGCGCUUGCUGGCCGCUGCUACUUACAUCAGUGCAAAGAGAGGGGAGCAUACAACGUGCAGGUUCAGGGAUCACCUUGGGUCCCCUGCCUUCCAGGAAAGUCUAUUCAGAUACCUGGGUACCAUGGUCUUCUCUUCUGCCCCCGGGGUCGGCUGUGUCGCACUAACGGAAGUACCAAUGCUGUUACUUCCCCACCUGUGAGACUUUCUACCCAAGACCUGCUAUUCCAACUGUCUUUUGGAUUAGCGGGGCCCCCAGGCCACUCCCUGGGGAAGGAAGAGCGAGAACAGCUGGCUGAGACAGUACUGCAGGCUCUGGUGAGCAGAGGUGGCACUGGCAGGUGCCAUUUCCACAGCCCAUCAAUUACCACCAGCUUGGUGUUCACGGUGCACAUGUGGAAGCCCCCUGGCUGCCAAGGGCCUUCGGCUGAUGUGCUGCACAGAGACCUGACCCUGUCUCUCCAAAAGAAGCCUCUAGAAGUCUAUCAUGGAGGAACUAGCUUUACCACACAAUGCAGCAAGUUGCCGGUUACCUCAGAUCAUUACUUCUCCAUGACCCAUCUGUAUCUGUUCACGGGACUCUGCUCAACAUUGCUAAUUCUAGGGGGGGUACUAGGAACCAUGGCCUGGCAGAAAAGAGCUUCUCUUCAGGUGGGACCAUCUAGCCCUAGCCACCCACAAGAGCUCCACGGCACAAGGAGCCCAGCUGAAGAAAUAAGGGAAGUGGUUCCUGAAGCAUGA
Lepus europaeus (European hare) is the source of this 2202-nucleotide messenger RNA. RefSeq names its product ciliated left-right organizer metallopeptidase (gene CIROP). The record is from RefSeq and is a predicted model, not a curated record. Gene Ontology annotation, cellular component: membrane; cytoplasm. Gene Ontology annotation, biological process: proteolysis; cell adhesion. Gene Ontology annotation, molecular function: metalloendopeptidase activity. The transcript is spliced from 14 exons. NCBI's taxonomy places the organism in Eukaryota, Metazoa, Chordata, Mammalia, Lagomorpha, Leporidae. The coding region runs from base 1 to 2202 and encodes 733 amino acids.